AUGUUUAGCUAAUAAAAAGGUUAAAUUAAGUUAAAUGAUCUCGAAAAAUUAGUAUUGCUGAACUAACCUACAAAAUUGUUUGUCCCACACUGUAGGAGAUAUUAACUUGGUGUUUAUAUAGGAGAUUAAACCCAAAAUUUAGAAUAUUAAAACUCAUUAGAUAGAGUAUUGUUACUAAAUAGCUGGAUUUACUAAGUGAGAUUAGUAGGAAGACAUAAUCUUUUUGUUAUGUCAUUCACAAGAUAAGGCCAAUAUCUUAAAUUUUAAGGAACUUUAUUACAAUCUUAAUAGCAUAUCCCUUCAUACAAAAAAUAUCCAUUGAUACAUUAUAAACAAAUAUUAUCGUUGUCACAAAUUUAGCAAGGUGAAUUACAUGCUUGGCAUGUAUAGCAAGGAUUAGACCAGCAGUUAAAUUAUUUAGCUAAGUAUUGUGAGCUUAAAGGGCAGAGACAUCUACCAUUAACAAAGAUGAGAUCACUGGUACAAGAUAAGCAAUCUGAAACGUUUGGACCACUGCAUGUAAAGCAUGAAUAGUGA
Tetrahymena thermophila SB210 is the source of this 537-nucleotide messenger RNA. RefSeq lists its product as hypothetical. Lineage: Eukaryota; Ciliophora; Oligohymenophorea; Hymenostomatida; Tetrahymenidae. The record is from RefSeq and is a predicted model, not a curated record. The transcript has a single exon.